AUGGUCACUUUGCUCUGCGUCAGUUUGGCGCAGAAACGGCCCGCGCUGAAGGAGCUCGAGCCGCUCAUCCCCGGCGUCAAGGCCGGGAGGGUGACGAAGGCUGACCUCGCGGUCAAGCUGCGGGAGCUCUGCCCGGACCUGGGCGACCAGGCCUACCCGGUCCUCGAAAAAUACUGCAAAGACUGGGCGCAGCGCAGGAAGGCCCAGAUGGCCCAGGCGGCCCCUGCGAUGACGGACGACAUGAAGGCACAACUGGUGGCCGGCGACGGGCGCCGCUUCGCCGCGAGCGGGUACCGGCCGCCCAAGGUGUCGGUGCUCGGCGAGGGCGCGCGGAGCGCCGUGGUGGCGCAGAUGCGGGACCGCGGCAUGGCCGGGGACCCCGCGGUGAGCGCGCGGACGUUCCUGGACAGCGCGGUCGGGCAGCACGUGGGCGGCGUGCUGCAGCGGCUGGUGGACAUGUCGCGCGUGCGGCUGGACCUGGACAAGUGGAGUCAGAGCACAUUCACGCUCGAGUUUGAGUUCUCUUCGCUGACGAUGGUGAGCUCGUACACCGUCGUCACGGCCGCCUCGGUGUCGUACAACCAGGACUGGGACCUCGAGGGCGUAGAUCCGAGGCGCCUCCACAACGCGCCGCUGCCCGAGAUCUGGGUUCCGCUGUCGCGUGCGAGGGGGAACGCACCGGGGCGCACUCACACCCUCAACAUCGCGCCCGCGCAGCAGCUCUGGUUGAAGCGCUUCAGGCUCGUAGUGUCGUCGCCGAACAGCCUCAUCGGCAUCGCGGAGGUCACGCUCACCACGCGAGCCCACGUGACGGGGGGCGUCGCGAACGUGCCGCCCCCGCUCUUGCAGCCGCGCGGCGUUGUGGACGUGCCUGGAGGCGUUCUUGUCGCAGACGCAGCCGGCCACGAGAUUCGCAAGCUGAUCCCGGACGGGCAGUACGUGCAUUCGGCGCCCUACGCCGGAGCCACCUGGGAAGCAGCUCUCGUCGCCGGGGACGUCCGAAGCGUUGCACGGCUGCGCGCGCCCGCGGGGCUCGUACGUGCGGGCGGGACGAUCUACGUCGCCGACGCCGGAGCCAACGCCGUGGUCAGGAUUGACGGCACCGUGAUGGUCGUGGUUGGCGCUCUCAACGGCACUGCGGGCUCGGCCGUCGGCGCGCCGACGCACGCGACCAUCGGGCGGCUGAACGCCCCAGAGGCCCUCGCGCUCGACUACGCCGGCACGGGGCUCAUCAUCGCGGACACAGGCAACCACCGAAUUUUGCACUGGAGUCCCACCUCAAACCUUGUAGUUCUCGCCGGGGCGGCUGGAGCGCCGGGCUUCGUCGACGGGGCUGAGAACGUCGCACGCUUGAACAUGCCGACUGGGGUGGCGUUCGAUCCGUCGUCGAACCGGACGUUCGUGGCCGACAAGGGCAACAACGUAGUGCGUGUGCUGAACGGGACGCACUUGUGGACGUUCGCGGGCUCCGUGGAGGGCGUCGCCGGGUACGCCGACGGGUUCCGCCGGUGCGCGCGCUUCGACGGGCCGCACGGGAUCGCGCUUCUCGACGGGGCGCUGCUUGUCACGGAGGAGCGCGGGCGGCGCGUGCGGAGGGCGAAUCUCGGCGGCACCGUGUCGACGAUCGCGACCCCGGCGCAGCUGGGCCUCGAGGCACCUCCCGCGAACGCGAGCCUGAACGAGCCGUACUCGGGUCCCAUGGGUCUGGCGCGAGCGGGCGUUGCGGACAUCUUCGUUGCUGUUGGGUCGCGGAGCGAGCUGCGGCGGCUCACGGCGGUGGACGCGUUGCCGGCGAACUGCACGUCGGAGGCGCCGAAGUGGAACUGCUCCGUUGGCUGGGAGGACGAGUGCGCGGAGGGCUCGAGCGGCUGCGACGCGACGGCCGUAUGCUUCGACAUGCCGCAGGCGCGCUCAUACAAGUGCAGCUGCCCGAGUGGGUACACGGUGGACGGGACGCCGGCGGCAGCUGCGGACGACGUCGGGCCGUUCGUGCCGUGCAGCGACGUGAACGAGUGCGCGCACGGGACGCACACGUGCGCCGAAACUCAGAGGUGCACGAAUGUCGAGGGCAGUUAUUACUGCACUUCGUUCUGCGACGCAAUCGCGGGCGUGCCGAGUUCGUUCUGCAUCAGUGGAGUCUGA
This is a messenger RNA of Pedinophyceae sp. YPF-701, 2142 nucleotides long. Lineage: Eukaryota; Viridiplantae; Chlorophyta; Pedinophyceae. The record is from the annotation of a GenBank genome assembly.